GAGUCACUUUGGCCCCUUCAUGUUGGAACUCUUGUACAUUCCCUCAAAACGUCGCUACCAGUGCGAGGAUCCAUUCUUCUCGGAAGGCGAUAUCGCACUACGAGCAACAUGGCUGCAGAAACAGGAUUCACAGCUGGCCGAGUAUUGGGACACCAUGCGCGACGAGAUCAUAGCGACACAGCAGACACAUCCUAUCACAUGCGAUCUAACGCUUUGCAAAGGGAAUGGAAGAGCGGAUUUUCCAACCUUGACGGCCUAUGAAAUACACUAUGAAAAGUGGCAUCGAUACAUAUGCGAAGAAUGCCAAAAGAGUUUUCCUGGCGAAGAAUGGCUGGAAAUGCACUUUGAUGAAUUUCACAACGUUCUGAAUCAGAUAUCGAAAGAAAAAGGAGAGAAAAUAUACAAAUGUUACGUUCCUGGCUGUCCCCAGGUGUUUUCUACGCCUAAAAUGCGAAGGCUACAUUUAAUUGACAAGCAUCACUACUCAAAGUUAUACCCUUUUGAUCUACCAUUUACAGGAAAUCUCAGCUUUAGGGAACAGCAGCAAAGGCAAGACAAAGGAAAAAAGUGGUUAGCGGCUAAAAAGAAGGGUACGGCCAUACCUCAAAAGGAAUCUAAAGAACCGGAGAAAAUGGACGUCGAAAAACCAGAACAUAAAAAAUCUGACGAUAUGGAAGCUGCCAUGGAAGAUAUUACACAAGGGAUCGCAAAGCUUAAGGUCCCGCGGUCAGUAUCUUUUGGCCGAGCUUCUCGCGGUCUGGGUGGUGGAAGAGGGAGAGGACGAGGCUACUCGCGACAGCAUAAGCAGACGGCGGUUAAAGGGAUGGAUCUCGAUCACACAAAAGAAGCACAAACUGAAGAACCUAGUUAUACGGAGCAAUCGCCUGACCACGACGACGGGGAUGACGAUGAUCUGUCAACACCUAAUAGACGAAAUCGAAUAAGGAAAAUCAUCAAGGAGAAACACCCAAAUGCUAAAGACAUUGACAUGAGCGGAUAGUUUCUGUGUAUACUUCUAUCUAUUGUACAUUCACUUAUUUAUCAAGUUUGUAAAAAGUAGACCAAUUUUGUUUACCGACAGAUGUAAGGGCCACUCCAGGAACUAUAAUAAACUUUCGGUAUGGAUUACUAUUCUGCAUGGAACACCUUUUAUACCCAUUUUUUUUAUCGUUUCUAUGUCAACAUGAUCCUCGGGUGAUGGGAAGUUCAGCUGGUAUAUAUUGAUAGUGAAGCGAGCCUCAUCGCCUAUCAUUUAUAACUGUCGAUAUGUUGGUGAAUGAUUCGGUCAAUAAUGCGAACUUGUCUUAUUAACAGUAAAUUUAUAUGGAAGGAGAGCAGGACUUUUUCAGUGGUUG
Umbelopsis ramanniana AG is the source of this 1355-nucleotide messenger RNA. RefSeq lists its product as uncharacterized. The coding region runs from base 20 to 1000 and encodes 326 amino acids. The transcript has 3 exons. The record is from RefSeq and is a predicted model, not a curated record. Lineage: Eukaryota; Fungi; Mucoromycota; Umbelopsidomycetes; Umbelopsidales; Umbelopsidaceae.